Molecule: messenger RNA, 1909 nt
Organism: Aplosporella prunicola CBS 121167
Lineage: Eukaryota; Fungi; Ascomycota; Dothideomycetes; Botryosphaeriales; Aplosporellaceae
Exons: 9
Coding region: 1-1632 (543 amino acids)
Biological process (GO): transmembrane transport
Molecular function (GO): transmembrane transporter activity
Source: RefSeq, a predicted model, not a curated record
AUGGCCGCAAUGAAAACGCCAGAAAUUUCCUCGACGCCUGCCUCAAAUCACACGGACGUCGAGAAGGCCCCCACCCAAGCCGGCCAGCGCACCCUCCGAGGCGCCCGGUGGGUGCUCGUCGUCGUCGCCGUGCUGUCCAGCAUGUUCAUCUACUCGCUCGACGGCACCAUCACCGCCGACCUCGUCCCAUCCAUCGUCAAUGACUUUGACAGCGUGCCCCUCCUGCCAUGGCUGUCGGUCGGCUUUAUGGUCGGCAGCAUCGUCACCGUCCUGCCCCUAGGCAAGCUAUACGCAAAGUACAACGCCAAGACGCUCUACAUCAUCUCCCUCGUCGCCUUCCUGGCCUCGUCGGCCCUCUGCGGCGCCGCUCCCACCAUGUCGGCCAUGAUUGUCGGCCGUGUGUUCCUGGGCAUGGCCGGGAACGGCAUUUACUGCGGCAUCUUGACCUUGCUUUCCGUCUACACCGAGGACCACGAGCGCCCGGCCUACCUCAGCCUGGUCGGGCUCCUCUGGGGCGUCGGCACAGUGCUUGGCCCGGUCAUCGGGGGCGCCUUCGACAAGGUCGACUGGCGGUGGGCCUUUUACAUCAACCUCAUCAUCGGCGGCGUCUGCUCGCCCGUCUACCUCUUCCUGCUGCCGCCCUUUGACCCGCAGCCCAAAACCGUCGGCUUCCUCGAGCGAGCCGCCUCCUUUGACCUUCUCGGCGCCGCGCUAUCCAUCGGAGCCGUCCUGUGCCUCGUCCUGGCCAUCAAUUUCGGCGGCGCCUUGUAUGCGUGGGACAGCGGCAGCAUCGUGGCGCUGUUCGUCGUGGCCGCGCUGCUGUUCGUCCUUUUCGGCGUGCAGCAGAAGUUUGCCUGGCUGACGACGAGGGCGGAGCGCAUGUUUCCGUGCCACCUGCUGCGCAACGUCGAGGCGAACCUCCUCUUUAUCUGUGCCGCAUGCUCCAAUGCCGCCGGCUUCAUCCCCGUCUACUACAUCCCGAUCUAUUUCCAGUUUUCCCGGGGCGACAACGCCCUCGAGGCCGCGGUGCGCCUGCUCCCCCUCAUCACCCUUUUGAGCGCCACCAUCAUAGCAAACGGCUAUCUCAUGGGGAAGCUGGGCUACUAUCAGCCCUGGUACCUUGCCGGCGCUGCUCUAGCACUGGCUGGGAACGUGCUCCUUUCACGUAUCGACAUCGGAACCAACACUAGUGACAUAUACGGUUAUGAGGUACUGGUUGCAAUCGGAAGUGGCGCGUUCAUCCAGGCAGGGUACGCGACGAUCCAAACCGUCGUCCCGCAAGCGGACACAUCAAACGCCAUCGCGUUCAUGAUGCUCGCGCAAUUCAUAGGCAUCAACCUCGGGCUAGCAAUCUCGGGGGCCGUCUUCAUCAACGACGCCACGGCCGCUGUCGGCGCGCUGCUGCCCGCUACGUCCGACGCCGGCAUCCGGUCCAUCAUCAGCGGCACGUCCUCGACCGCCAUCCAAAGCGUGCCGGAAGCGCUGCGGCCGCGCGUGCUGGCCGCCGUCGUGCACAGCCUGCGCAAAGUCUUCAUCCCUGCAUAUGCCGCUGCGGCGGUUGCGCUGGUAGCGUCUUUCUUCCUCAAGAGGCGCAGGGCGUUCCAUAAUCCGCAGCAGCAGCAGAAGACGUAAGCGCGGGCUUAGAGGCGCGGGGUCUAUGGUUGCGGCUUGCCUCUGCUGGGGUGGGGUGCUGUGUUGCUGGUAUAGUUACGGGGCGGGUGGGUUUGUUUGUUCUACUCUUUUUAGUUUUUGGUAUUUGGGAAAGGGUAAAAUGGAAAGUAGAAUCUGCUUUGGGAGUACGAUCGUUUAUGUGAUAUGGCCGUUUUUCAGUGCUUGUGGGUAUAUGUUUAGAGCGUUACUUUUAUGUUGGUAGUAUACAGCCGGCUCUUUAUACUUGUAUAGACAGGGA